AUGGUAGAACGUGAAGCCCUUUUUGAGCGUAUUACUGCUGAACGAGCUUUGUUUGAGAACAUCAGUCGUCAGCGCGCUGAUGAGAUAAGGGAGUUACAGACUCAGGUGUCGAAUUUUCAAAUGGAACUUAAGGCUACUGAAGAGCAUAUCUUGCUUCAGAAGAACAAGCUGUUGGAUGCUGAAGGAGCCUUGGCAGUCGCAGAAAGAAAGCGCAGUGAAUUACAAAACCAGUUAGAAUCCUUUGAGAGAGAACAUUUUACGAAGGAAAACUAUCUAGAUGAUCAAUUCUCCAAAUAUGGUAUCAUCUUAGAAAGUUUGAAGGUUUAUGAAAACGGAGAUAAUAGUAAGGGCAUCUUAAUUGAUGAGAUUCUAGAAGAAAAAGCCACACUCACUGCAGCUCUCUCAGCAUCACAAUAUGAAAAAGAGACAUUGAAUAAAUACUUGAUAAAUUUGAAGGAUAACUUGUUCAGAGUAGAAAAAAGUUUUGUCAUCCUUAGACGUGAAAUCGAAUCCAAGUCUGCACAAAUUAUGGAGCUCACCACUCAACGAGACAGUAUGGCUGACAAAAUUAAAUUUCUUUCCGACCAAUUAAGUGAUUACUGGAAUGUGAUUGGAAAGUUAAGACAAGAAAAAGAGAAAUUAAACUCUUCCUUAAAAGUUUCGCUGAUGGAAACCGAAAAUUCCCACAACAAUCUAAACAAAUUAGAUUUUUCACUCCAAAAGGCUGAUGGUGACUUUAAAACUGUUGCUAAAGUAAAACAUGUAGGAACGAGUUCUCUUUUGCCGAGUCAGAUAAUUAACAAACAACUUACACUAGAGUCGCAGACCAUUCAUUACUUCCCAGUUGCAGUGCCGACCUUUCAAAGUCAACCAAAUACUACUUCUCUACCGUCUUCAGUAAAUAAUUUUAGUACCUCGGAUGCUACACAUUCUUUAAACAUUCAAGUGAAUGAAGAUAGUUGUUGGCAAAUUAUGGAUUUUAAAAAAAGAUUACCUAGUGACGCUGUUUGUGAUGUAGCUCCAAUUUCGCAAAAUACAAUCGGUGUACCUGAUUCUAAUUACGAUACUCAAAAUAACGGCUCGAACUCACAGGAGAACUAUCCCACAACACCUUUAAGUUCUGAUAAAAAUAUAUUUGGUCAACGGAUCCUUCGUCUUUAGUUUCUGCCCGUGUUUUGUCUUCUUC
Messenger RNA from Schistosoma mattheei, 1186 nucleotides. Lineage: Eukaryota; Metazoa; Platyhelminthes; Trematoda; Strigeidida; Schistosomatidae. The record is from the annotation of a GenBank genome assembly.